Messenger RNA from Magnolia sinica, 4416 nucleotides. Its product is annotated as ATP-dependent DNA helicase Q-like 4A. Gene Ontology annotation, biological process: DNA replication; double-strand break repair via homologous recombination. The transcript has 26 exons. Gene Ontology annotation, molecular function: four-way junction helicase activity; nucleic acid binding; ATP binding. The record is from RefSeq and is a predicted model, not a curated record. Bases 308 to 3937 code for a protein of 1209 amino acids. NCBI's taxonomy places the organism in Eukaryota, Viridiplantae, Streptophyta, Magnoliopsida, Magnoliales, Magnoliaceae. Gene Ontology annotation, cellular component: cytoplasm; nucleus; chromosome.
CUCUCCUCCCUCUCCCUCCUUCCCUCUCUCCCUACCUACCUCUGAGAUCACUCUCGAUCUCGACCUCCCUCUCUCUCGUCCUCUCCUAGCUCCUCUCGUCAUCUCUUUCUUCCUCUUCUCCCCCCCCUCCCCCCAACAGUCCACCCAUCCCAUCUCUCUCUAUCUCCGCUCCAACUGAACCUACCCACUACCCACACAAUGGCGGCCAUUCCAGUAGCGGGCGGCCAUUGCAGCAGGUUUUUUAAUUCUUGAACUUUCCAUGGCUAGUGGAGGUGCUAUCAUCUGAAGCAUGUGAACAUAUUGACUGAUGAGUACGGAAAAUUUUUCGAGGCAAGGCAAUUGCAACAGGAUUCCUGUGUGCAAUGACAAAGCUCCCAAAGUCAAUUGGCUGUACCAUGCCAAUGCAGUCGAGAAUUUCUCAUGCCAAAAUAAGUUCCUAAGCUCCAACUUCCAGUUCUCCUUGCCAGAUCAAAAGCCUUGUGCUGAAGGAAGGACAAUGGCUUCUGUAAUUCGAAAUGUGUUGCAGUGUCCAGAAAAUGAGAAGGCUUGGAGAGCUCUGUGUGGUUUCCAUAUGGCAUGCAGGAACUAUUUAAGACCUGGAAUAACUGCACCAUUGGUUCAAAAUAAUGGUGCAGACAAUUGUCCUUCUAAAAGGUUGGAUUCUCCUGAAGAUAAAAGAAAAGGAAAUGCCUUGUGGACCUCAUCUGAUCGAACCCGGCAAUCAUCCGGAAGUUCAAGGCAUGAAAAUCCAGAAAGACAUCAAAAGUUUCAUGAUUCACAAGCUAGGGGUAGUGAUUCAGUAAGUUACGUGAGUAGUUCUCUGCCGGCAAGUGAGAAGAGUUCCACUGAAGUUGAUGCCCGUGUUAAAGUGGGGAACCCAUAUGCGAGAGACACAUCAUUUAUAUACAAAGCCUCACAUGAACAUCUUGGAGAUGGAUCGUCUGGUAACCAUGGAGUGUAUGCUGGACAAAACUCAGCACUCAGAGAAAAUUUUUGUGAUGCUAUAGAAGAUGAUGACAUUUUGAAGAACAUUGAUGUUGACCAGAUAGUGAUGGAACACUAUCAAACAACUGGCACGCCUCAAUCCUCAAUGUAUAAGCUUUCUCCCUUCACUCCUUCUGAGGGCAAGGACAAUAUUACAAGACCUGAAGGAAAUUGCUUGCCACCGGAACUUUGUGCCAAAUGCAAUCAUGGUUUUAAGGUGGGGCUAUGCCCAGAAGCUGCGGGUCAUUUGCAGGAGAUGAAGGACACUCUUAUUGCCAUAUCAAAUGAACUUCUUGACAAUGCUGCUGAGCUCAGUCCUCCACGCUCGGAGAAACUUCGCCAGGAGCGGUUGCAACUGAAUAAGCAAAUUCAACAGCUUGAGAAAUACCUUCAUUGUUCAACAAGAGAUGAAGAAAGGCAGAGAUCACAUUACUCAGCAACCACAGCCACAGCCACAACCACAACCAAGGGUUUCCGUUCUGAGAUUCCUCCAGUAAACACAUUGAGGAUUGAUCCUGUGGCUUUUGAUGCACAGGUUCAUAUGCGUAAUGAGUCAGACAACUGCAGCAAUUGGAUGUCAUCAUCUGUACCAUUCACUUCCACGGAUAGAUUUAGUUUUUCUGCAGCCCCUGUGGAAAGGGAACCAUUUACUCCAAAAGCUAUUGAAAUUAAUUACAUUGAAGGAUCCAAUGAUAAAAGGUGGGGUAGCGCAGACUUCCUGUGGACAAGGAAGCUGGAGGCUAAUAACAAGAAAGUGUUUGGCAACCAUUCUUUUCGUCCUAAUCAAAGAGAGGUGAUAAAUGCAACAAUGAGUGGAUAUGAUGUUUUCGUUUUAAUGCCAACUGGAGGUGGAAAGAGCCUGACUUACCAGCUUCCUGCUCUUAUAUGUCCUGGAAUAACAUUGGUAGUUUCCCCUCUUGUCUCACUCAUCCAAGAUCAAAUUAUGCAUUUGUUGCAGGCAAAUAUUCCAGCCACCUACUUAAGUGCCAAUAUGGAGUGGAAUGAGCAGCAGGAGAUCUUUAGAGAAUUGAUUUCUGGCAGCUGUAAAUAUAAGCUGUUGUAUGUCACUCCAGAAAAAGUUGCCAAAAGCGAUGUUUUAUUGAGACACUUGGAGAGUUUGCAUGCAUGUGGAUCACUUGCUAGGAUUGUUAUUGAUGAAGCCCAUUGUGUAAGCCAAUGGGGGCAUGAUUUUAGACCAGAUUAUCAGAGUCUUGGAAUUUUGAAGCAAAGGUUCCCAAAUACUCCAGUGCUGGCUUUAACUGCUACUGCCACAGCAAGUGUAAAAGAGGAUGUUGUGCGAGCUCUUGGUCUUGUAAAUUGCAUUGUUUUCCGACAAAGUUUCAACCGACCAAAUUUAUGGUAUAGCAUAAUGCCCAAGACAAAGAAAUGCUUGGAUGAUAUCGACAAAUUCAUUAGAGAAAACCACUUCGACGAAUGUGGCAUAAUUUAUUGUCUUUCAAGAUUGGAUUGUGAAAAAGUAGCUGAGAAGUUGCAGGAAUGUGGCCAUAAAGCAUCAUUUUAUCAUGGUAGUAUGGAUCCACAACAACGAGCUUUUGUUCAAAAACAAUGGAGUAAAGAUGAAAUCAAUAUAAUUUGUGCCACUGUGGCUUUUGGAAUGGGUAUCAACAAGCCUGAUGUCAGAUUUGUCAUUCAUCAUUCUCUUCCAAAGUCCAUUGAAGGUUACCAUCAGGAGUGUGGGCGUGCUGGUAGAGAUGGUCUGCGUUCGUCUUGUGUAUUAUAUUACAGUUACAGUGACUAUAUACGAGUCAAGCACAUGCUUUGCCAAGGAGUCAUAGAGCAGAGCCCCUUUCAAUCUGGAUCAAGAAAUAUUGCUGUAGGAAAUUCAGGAAAAAUAUUAGAAACAAAUAUUGAGAAUCUUUUGCGCAUGGUCAGUUAUUGUGAGAACGAUGUAGAUUGCCGACGUCUGUUACAACUCGUUCAUUUUGGAGAGAAGUUCAAUCCUUCAAACUGUAGAAAGACUUGUGACAACUGUUCUAAAAUGAUGAAUUUUAUUGAGAAAGAUGUGACUGACAUAGCAACGCAACUGGUUCAAUUAGUGAAAUCAACAGGACAACACUAUUCAUCAUCACAUAUUCUGGAAGUAUACAGGGGUUCCUUGAACCAAUAUGUUAAAAAGUAUAAACAUGAUGCUCAAAGCCUUCACGGAGCUGGAAAACAUUUAGCCAAGGGUGAAGCCUCCCGAAUAUUGCGGCAUCUGGUUAUUGAGGAUUUACUCAUUGAGGAUGUUAAAAAAAGUGAUAUAUAUGGAUCUGUGUCAUCGGUUUUGAAGGUAAAUGAAUCCAAAGCACACAAUCUUUGCUUUGGCCAACAGAGGAUUAUAGUAAGAUUCCCUGCGUCCGUAAAGGCAGCUAAGCCGACCAGACCAGAAGUGACGCCAGCAAAAGGUCCAUUGCUUCCAGGAAAGAUAAGCCCCCCACAAAAUGACACUUCUGCACAACCUCAAGAUGAAGAAGACUUGAAUCUAUCUGCCAAGCUUUAUGCUUCUUUGCGAAUGCUUCGGACUGUGCUUGUAAAAGAAGCUGGUGAAGGGGUCAUGGCAUAUCACAUAUUUGGAAAUGCCACAUUGCAGCAGAUAAGCAGGCGGAUUCCUAGAACAAAAGAAGAGCUUCUUGAGAUCAAUGGCAUCGGCAAGGCAAAGAUAACCAAGUAUGGAGAUCGGGUAUUGGAAACCAUAGAAUCAACAAUUGAAGAGUACCGAAAGACAGACAAGAACAGUGGCGGCGCUGGUAGAAGUAAUGAUAUUGCUGAGAUAAUCAAGAGAAGAAGAGAUUCAACACGCAUCUUGGACUCAGAUUCAGAAGAGCAUGAUGACUUCAUUGAGAGUACUGGUCUGUCGAAGAAAAAGGUGACAAAGAAUUGCACCAAGAAAGGUGGCAGUUUAAGUAAUUCAACUGUUAUCUACUAUGAUGAUGUAGAUUUGGAUGAUUUCUAGAAUGGGAUUAAGGGUUCUGAUUCAAGGAAAAUCCAAGUGGUGUAGGUUGGGUCUUUUGUAUGUUUGCCAAACAGCGAAACGUCGGAAGCCAGUCCAGUCAUAAUUUGUUCCAAGAAUAUGCAUCGAAGAAGGGACAUAUAGGGUCAUCAUCUCUAGCUAUAUGGAUAGCUUUACAUUGAUAUCUUCACUUCCAAAACAAUAUUCUGGCAGGGCCUAGUUACAAAUUAUUAGAUCCUAGCCUCUCCUGCGCCCAUGAGGCCACUUGCAUUUGUGGCUGGUGGAACAGUGCACUGUUCCAUUAUAAUAGAAAUUUUGAUGUAAUAUGUAUAUUUCUUUACUAGAAACAUGCAGUGAGUCUAACUAUUGCUUGCUAUCUUUGUUGUAGGCAACAAAUUGUUGUUCAAAGACACAAUGCCCUGUAGGAAUUUUUAUUUGUUUUGGUUAUGAUUUAUCAGAAAGAAACAUGGCGGCAUUCUACA